GGUUUUUAUUGUCGUCUGCAGCCGAACUGGAAAGGUGAGGCAGGAAAAGGGCUACGCCUUCGCCGGGGCGAGACUCGGAGCCGCACAUGGUGCCGGCAGCCGCUCGCCCCCGGCACCGCGGGUGCAGUUCUGAAGGAUCCCAGCCCUUCGCCUGGAAGGAGCCGAUGCGAUGGAAGGAGAUCAGCCCCCUCUGACUGCAGAAGAGCUCACAACCCCUGUCCUGAAGAAGGCUCACACCCCACCUCUCCAUGAGGACGCCAACACCGUGGUCAUCGCAGUGGUCAUCACCCUGGUCUUCCUCACCCUGCUGACGGUCCUGGUGGUGAUCAUCAUCUACCUGUACAGAAACAAAGGCAGCUACCUCACCUACGAGCAGCCGGCGGCAGAGACCGACGUCUCGGUGCAGAUGGAGGAUGCUCCAUCCAAAGAGAAAGAAGAGUAUUUUAUCUAAGCCCCAGCGCGCUCCUUUUUCACCGCGCUCCGGUCCAAAUGACCCGAAUUUCCUGGAGCCGGGGGAAUCUACAAGCUGCUUUUUGUUGUUGUUGUCAUUGUUGUUUGUUGUUGUUAUUUUCCUUAAUUUAUUAAGCCAAGCACGGAAGGAAAAAUAAACCGGUGCGUGGCGGAGCUUUGCCCGUUGCUGCCCGGAGGGCGGGGAGGACGCCCGCACCCCCCGCGUCUCCUCCCUUCGCCGCACCCCAAUACAGCCCGGUGACAAACGCUCCGAGUCGCUCAUUUCUUUUGCCGUAUCUCACCAAACAAUUAAAUUAUUCCGCGGACGGGUCGGGGGUGGGGUAAUUAGCAUGGCUAAUGUGGAGGGUAAGGUUAAGCGCGCCACGUAAAAUAGCCGGAUGGAUGGGGCGAGCGAGGGAAAGCCCCGUCAUCACCUAAAAACGCAGAGAAACUCAUCCCUGCCCCGAGAGGCGCCUGAUCUCGCAGGGUUCGGGGAAUCGGGAGCGGGUUUGCUUCAUCCCGGAGCCACUUUUAGCACCGACACAUCGGUUUUCCUCCGUUUUGGGGCCAGGAGCAGCUCCAGCCGUCCCUCCCCUGCUGCCUCAGCGAGGGCAGUUCCUCCUUUCAAUCAAAAACUUAAAAAAAAAUAAAAGAGCGAGCUGCCAAAAAGGAAGAAGUUCACAAAACAGCAGCGAGGAGGAAAUAAGUGAAGAAACCCGAAGGCUCGCGAUGGGCAGGAGCCAAUGGGUUUUAUUUGAGGUCGAACGCCAAUUUGCUUCAAAUUUUGUUCAAAUUUUCAAAAUAGUCUUUAUUCUACUUUUUUUUUUUUUUUUUUUAGUAUAAAAAAAUCCACAAGGUAAGUGCACCACAGUGUAUACAGAGAGAGACGUAAUGCUGAACUUUCAUAACAGUCAGUCGUAUGGUUAAACACAACAUAGACAAGACACGGAUUUAGAUUAAACCGAAACCUCGAGAUAAAAUAUAUUUGAAUCUGAGCUUUUUUUUUUUUUUUUUUUUCUCUCUGCGGAAAACAAAA
This is a messenger RNA of Chroicocephalus ridibundus (black-headed gull), 1486 nucleotides long. It is a transcript of the gene SMAGP, whose product is annotated as small cell adhesion glycoprotein. Lineage: Eukaryota; Metazoa; Chordata; Aves; Charadriiformes; Laridae. The record is from RefSeq and is a predicted model, not a curated record. Bases 170 to 451 code for a protein of 93 amino acids. The transcript has 4 exons.